Molecule: messenger RNA, 1268 nt
Organism: Annulohypoxylon maeteangense
Lineage: Eukaryota; Fungi; Ascomycota; Sordariomycetes; Xylariales; Hypoxylaceae
Product: Diaminopimelate epimerase-like protein
Exons: 2
Coding region: 296-1216 (306 amino acids)
Biological process (GO): biosynthetic process
Cellular component (GO): cytoplasm
Molecular function (GO): isomerase activity
Source: RefSeq, a predicted model, not a curated record
UGCCAAUUCAGGGGCACGAUACCUAUAUCGGCAUAAACACGAAUACGAUUAUAAUUAAGAUAGAUUCAAACCGAGAGAGACGAGAUUCGAGUUUCAUGAGUCAUAACUGAAUAGUUGGGAAAUGUGUUGCGGCACAGAUUCAGUUGUGGAGAGAACCUCAAAGGCUACCAAUGAACAUAUAUAAGAGGCCGUUACCAUCGAAUGCAAAAAUCAGUCUUGAUUAGAGGCUUUCAGAUACAUCAGAAAUACCAACUACAACUACAUCAUAUGCCUAUUCAUACCGAAAACCGCAAUAAUGGCCUUAAAUUUCACCACUUUUGACGUCUUUACCACUACCCCCUUCCAAGGCAACCCCCUCGCCAUUGUACAAGUUCCGAUCGGGACAUAUCUAUCGCAGGAUCAAAAGCAGCUCAUAGCGCGCGAGUUUAACCUCUCGGAGACCGUCUUCUUGCACGAACAGACUCCAGAGGAUGUACGCAGCUGGGUUGCUCGCGUAGAUAUCUUCACCCCGCUUGCCGAGGUGCCAUUUGCCGGGCAUCCGACGAUUGGGACGUCUAACUUCUUGCUCCACCAUCUAUGUCUAGGUUCUGCCAAGAGACUGAGUAUGAAGGCUGGGCUGAUCACGUUUAAGGAACAGGGUAGCGGUGCUGAGGUCGCAGUCGCGCACGAUGUACACAUCCACCGAGAGCCGUUCAUCGGGACACCGUAUGCCCACCAUCCCGUUGUCAGUAUCGUAAAUGGGAUGACUUUCAUCUUAGCCCAGCUACCCGACCUCGAAACCCUGGCACAACAGACAGCUAACUUAGUUGGGACCUCGAACACAUACACCGCCAAAUCCUCCCUCGAUGAAAACUGGCGUCAUGGCAUCGUCGUCAGCUACUUCUUCGUCGACCUCGGGAUCACUCCCUCUACCCCCUGGACUCGCAGGCUACGCACCCGCAGCCUCGGCUCGCGCGAGGAUCCCGGGACGGGCAGCGCCGCGUCCGGUCUCUGCGCGUACCUAAGCUUGAAGGAAGGUGAGGAAGGGCCGUUGACGAAACGGUACGAGAUAAUUCAGGGCGUGGAGAUAGGGAGAAAAAAUGAGAUUAAGGUCCAGGUUACGCUGAAUCAAGAUAGAAAAAGCGUGGAGGAGAUCCUAUUGAGUGGGGAUGCGGUUAAGGUCUUGGAGGGACAGGUUCCCAUUCCGGUGGCAUCGGCUAGGGUUCGUCUAGAGUAGACUGGAGGUUACGAUGGGAAAGCUGAAACGAGAUAGAGAUGGGAUUAUCUAC